GCAUGGGGAUCGGAUCUUGAAAGGUCAUUAACCGGAUCUUCAUAUGAGUCGCUUACGCGCCGUCGCGGCGCUGGCCAUGGCCUUCACGGCGUUAAUGACGGUGGCCAUCGCGUUUUCUAUCGCGCGAGCCAACCGCGUGUACGUAGGCGGGUUGGCCUGGCCGUUCCUCUCGGACUUGGGGCGUGAUCCGCCCGGCUCGUACGUACUCUUCUUGGGCCUCAACAUCGUGGCCGUGCUGCUUGGACUCACGUGGAGCUUCAAUCACGAGUACAAGCAGCGAUACCUGCAGCAGAGCCUGGAGAACGGCCAGAUCUCGCGCGGCCUGAACUCGCUGUCGUUCGUGAGCUGCAUCUUCGGCGUCGUGGGCGCCUUCGGGCUCCCCGUGUUCGCUUCCUUUAACGCCUCGCCGGCACUGCACUAUAACUCUGCCUUCGGGUUUCUCCUCUGCGAGACAGUGGCCAUGUUUACUAAUACAUACUUGAACUAUCGGAUCUUCCUAGUGAAGCGCGCUGAGAUGGACGCCGGCGUAUUCAUCACAGACCGGUAUGGCCCGCGCAGCGUCUCUCGGAUCAAACUGGGCGAGCUGCAAGCUGUCAAGCGUGGUUUCCUCAUCGAGCUGUCGUGUGUGGCUCUCUACUCCAUGUGCGUGCUGGUGUAUCUGCCUGUGCUGUACAAUGGUGUCAAGGCUCCGCAUCUCACUAUAAAAGAGUGUGUUGCUCUGAAGCUCGGGGAGAAUUACUGCAGCUCGACCAUGCGGCUCGACGAUGUGUACACCAAGCUCUGGGAUUAUGAGAAAGAUAUCGCAGUGCACCAGGUGCGUGCACUGGCGCAGCUCGGUUGCAUGCUGACGCUCGUAGGGUACACGCUGAGCUUCUUCGCCGACAACAAGGAGGAAGAGAUCAUGAAGGACAAGGACCGCACGGAAGCCACCAUUAUCUACUACCAGCACAGCGCGUCCAUCCGUAAUCCACGGAAACCCAGCCGAACCAGUACGCAGCGGAGCAGGUCCACGUCCAGCUCCGUCAGUGAGCCGUCCAAUCGCCGUGCGCCACUACUAUACAGCUCUGAAACUCCGCGCCUUCUCCCAUUCCCUGGUAUCAUGGCGUUCCCGUACCCGGUGAACACGCGCGUGACAGCACGUCAUGUCGACAAGAUCCAACUCGAACGUCGACGGCAGGAGGUGGAGCACAACGCACUGCACAAAUUCGCACAGGGCAACCAGUUGCAAACGCUUCAGAACCAGUCGGACGCCAAUGUGGCAUCCCGUCGCCGCAUGAAUCACGCGGCUCAGUUGUCGGCCGAACGAAUGUUGGAAGAGUCUCACGCUCGGAAGAUCAGCGAGCGGCAACGCUCCGCACGGGAGCGUCAGCAGAACGAGGCGCUGGCCAAUGCACUCGAAACCAGCAAAAAAGCCCAGGAACAGAAGGAGCGAGACGUGCAGCGGAUCUGUGAAGCCAGCGAGGAACUGCGCCAACUCGAGUCGUUCCUCCGGACGGCCUACAUGAACAAGGAGCGGGCCACGCAACAGCUCGAGCGUGAAACGUUGGCCACUCAGGAUCGUCAACGUGAAGCUGCGAUCGAUCAGCAAAUGGAAUACGACCGUCAACGCGCGCUCGUGGACAUGCAGAACCAGGAGCUGAGGAAACGUGUCGAGGCCGAACAGGGCAAACAGGUGCUGCAGUCUCAAAUGCUGCAGCGACAAGAGCUCCGUCGUGAAGCGCAGCUUGAAGCGGACUUCGAACGGCUCAAGAUUGAGAAGCUGAUGCAACAGGUGGAAGAGGAAGAUGCCGCGGAGCUGGCGCGCAGAGAAAAAGCUCGCGAACAGACCCGCGAGAUGAUCGAGCAAACGCAUCGAGAGCGCGACAGAGCGAGGCAGGAACAGCUUGAUGCUAUUCGACGGGAGGACGAGGCCAUCGCAGAGUACCAGCGACGGGUGCAGGCGCGCGAGGCGGACAUCAAGGCCGCCUCGGAUGUCAAGAAGGCGCACGAGGACGCCAUGUUCCGUGCCGUCGAGGCCGAGAUCCAGGCCAAAAUGCGCGAGGAAGAAGAGAUCGAACGUCUGCGCGACGAGCUGUGGGAGGAGGAACUGCUGCAGAAGAAGCGCGCGCAGGAGGAGGAGAGGAUCGCCGCCAAGCAGCAGGCCAAGGAGGACAUGAUGCGCAGCAACGAGAUGCAGAUGCAGCUCAAACAGGAGCUGCUGGCCCGCCAACGCGCUGACGAAGAUGCCUUCAACGAGAUGCUCAGGGAGCGGUUCCGGUCCGAGGAACGCCGCGAGAUGGAGCUGGCCGCUUUCCGCCGGAAGCAGCGCGAGCAGUUCGUGGAGGAGAUCGCACGACACCGCGCACUCAAGCAGGAGAUGGUAUACGCCGAGCUGCAGCGCGAACGUCGUGAGCGGGAGCGCCAGGAACAGGACGAGAACUACCGACGCCAGGUGGUGGAGGCUGCCAAACAGCGACUUCUGCGCGAGCACGCCGACGUGUUGCAAGGGUAUCUGCCGCGAGCUCUGCGACCAUCGUCCUCGUCGUCUUCCAAUGGCUCGAUCUUCCGUUGAUCCGUUGAUUCUAAUAGCAUGCAAAUCUUUAUUCACUGAGUUAUACCUUUUGAGAUCUUG
This is a messenger RNA of Phytophthora nicotianae INRA-310, 2611 nucleotides long. RefSeq lists its product as hypothetical. The coding region runs from base 44 to 2551 and encodes 835 amino acids. The transcript has 6 exons. Lineage: Eukaryota; Oomycota; Peronosporomycetes; Peronosporales; Peronosporaceae. The record is from RefSeq and is a predicted model, not a curated record.